Pyricularia grisea is the source of this 1095-nucleotide messenger RNA. RefSeq lists its product as uncharacterized. The record is from RefSeq and is a predicted model, not a curated record. The annotation marks the transcript as partial. The transcript has 2 exons. Lineage: Eukaryota; Fungi; Ascomycota; Sordariomycetes; Magnaporthales; Pyriculariaceae.
AGCAUCAUCCAGCACCUCGAGAAGAAAAACACGUCACCGGUAGCUUCCUUCUUAUUUUCCGCAGAUUCGGGGAACAGAGCCGAUCCUUUCAUCAUCGCCAGAUCGUGGGUAUCUCAGUUUAUAUCACAAAGCAGAGAUGCGUUCGAACUGGCCUGCGACAAGCAAAAUAUUCAGUGCAGGAAAACGGCCUCGACAACCGAAGUUAUCCAGCUACUCAGAGAAAUACUGCAGAAACUUCCACAGUGCAUUUGCGUGGUUGACGGUCUGGACAAGUGCAAAUCGAUAGGGAGCUGGUCGGCAUUACAAAACAGAUCCCUGUCUUCUUUCAUUCGUGCGAUCACCCAUGCGGCUAGUAAAACUGCUUCACGAAUCCUUCUGGUCAGCCGCGAGGACCAAGAUAUUCGCAACGAAAUAUCUGAUUUUACCUCUCGACCCGUUGGGAUAGAGUUCAGUGAAUACAAGAUCAGUCCCCCAGACGUGCAGCCCGACGCCACUUUAGUGUCGCAAAGCAUCGUAAACCGGAAGCUGAGCAAUAAGGAACAGCCUGUAAGAGACAAAAUCGUCCAAAGGAUGGUGGAUCGAUCUGGCUCGAUGUUACUACAUAUUCGAUUGAUGGAAACUGAUUUGCGCGGUGGGAAGAACCAAAAGCAAUUGGAACACAUUGUCGAUCAAGCUCCAGUCGAGCUCAAUGGCUUAUAUGAUAGGAGCUGGGAAAGAAUCAUGGGAAGACAGAGGCAGACAGAAGCUAAGCUCUUGCAAUACUCAGAUAGCCCGAUCACGAUAUCAGAAAUCACGGAAGCACUGUUGGCAAUAAACGAGGAUAGCGGAAGCACAUUCGAAGAGGAGUUGCUAGACGAUAUUGAUGAGAGUUUCGUUAAAACCGAGAUCAUCGAACUGUGCUAUUCACUUGUUGAAUUGCGCGCCACAGCUUCGAUAGGAAGCAUAGGUUCACGGACCCUGCACUUAACGCACUUCACCGUCCGGGAAUAUUUACUCCAACGCGAUCCCACAUCUGGAGCAAAGCUACAAACGAACGGAAGCAUGCAACCUCUUAACAUUUCGCUGCAAAACAACAUUCUAGCCUGCGAUAUCUGA